GUGUGACAACAUGAACCUUUUUCUGUGAAGCUUGCGUCUCCUCGAUUGAGGAGCAUUUACCGAUACUAGCAAGUGUCUCUGCUUUAAUAGGCCCGACCAUCUAUGACACGCACCAUUUCGUAACAUGUAUGUUUCAGUGACAAGCCAGUUUUUCUGUUAACAUCUUGUCCUCGUUGCGCAGCUAAGAGCUAUCUGGCCGAGGAGCAACCAUGUCAGGCUAUUACGGAGGCCGCGGUCGCGGUCGCAACUAUUCCAAUGGUCGAUAUGCUAAUGGACGUGGAGGAGGAGGAGGCAGGAACUCUUUCGCACGCCGAGGCUUCGCCAGCAACUUGCGGGCGGCAGAUGAUGGCUUCCACGCUGUGAGCGACCCCGCAGCCAAGCCACCUGAAGGCAGCGUCAGCGAUGAGAGUCCCGCUUUCAAGGAAUCGCUCACGAGAACGUGCACGCUCAAGUUCAAGGGAGUCCCGCAACACGAGGUCGACAAGUGGUACAAAAUGUACAGGAAGUAUUGGCCUUCCCCCAAUGGCGGCUUCAAGGGCGCACACGUCACGGUGUUCUGGGAUAUUGAGAACUGCCGGCCGGACCCGGAUUACGCUCCCCUGCCGAUUAACUACGCGGAGAUGCUGCGUGAUGCCUUCAAGAGCACGACGGAAGCGCGCGCCAUGCGCUGCAUCGCGUCGCUUAGCAAGACCUACCCCGCGACCAGGCCAGGGGCUGCGAGGCGCCCGGGAGACGAUAGGCUUGGGUACGACCAGCUGACGGCGCUCAACGCCCAGGCUGGCUACAUGUACAUCAUGACGGCGCCGGGCAAGUGGAACGAGCGUGUCCACAAGGACGUUCGUGAGGUGGACGACCAGCUCAAGUGCAAGAUGACCACGUUCCUCAGUGAAUGCAGUGCGGGUGAUGUGGCGGUGCUAAUCGCAGGAGACCACGGGUACGUGCCGUUCUGCCUCGAGGCCAAGGGGAAGGGCGUAAAUGUGAUCGUCAUCGGGCCCUCACUGGCGGGUACCAACGGCGCGCUCAUGUACGCAGCGGACCUGUGGAUGGACUGGCCCACCUUCGCAACCUUCCAGGGCAGGGAGCAGCGCCAAAUCCCAACCCAGAUGAGCCCACAGGUGGAGGCGCGGACGGAGAGCAUCAUGCGCGACCACCAGGAGCACUACUCAUUCGUGAAGGAGCUUGACAUGGUUAUCCUGCUGGACACGACGUACAGCAUGGCGCCGUACAUCCAGGGCGUGCGCGACAACAUUGGUAGUGUGCUGGAGCAGAUCAGCGUGAGCGUGCCCAUACGCUGCUGGAUACACUGCUAUGUACGAGGUCGACAAUUGGGGAGAUGAUCUCGCCGUAUACGACCUCAGCGUUACGGACCUGGCUAGGAAUUGCAGCGCUCGUUCUGAUUGUGCGGGGUUCGUUACCGUUAAUAGCAAGGGAUAUAUAAAGAAGAAAGUUUCCAACUUCACAGCAGCACCGGGGACGAAAUUGUGUCUAUACAAGAAAGGUGCGUACUUACCUAACCCCAAUCAACAACAAUAAUAAUAAUAAUAAUAAUAAUGUGAGCUAACCUGCUGCCGUAAACCAGGUAGUGGUUCUGGCCGGGUAUGGGCAUGCAAUAAUUUCCGAAGGGACCUAUCUAUGCGUUGUCGUAUCUAACGUAUCAACCAUACAUUCACACCGUGUCCGUCCAUUUCAGGGGCACUUACUUGGUGCUUGCAACAGGCAAGCCACUCGCAUGCUAGACACGCAUAUAAUGAUUGUUCCCUGCCUCUAUAUGUGGUUGCGACAGGAUGUGACACUCUCGCAAACUACGUUGCAUCUCACGGUGUGGACCACUGGGGGGACGACCUGAUCAAAAUACCUGACAUGAAUAUUUCGGGCUUGGCCCUCAUAUGUGACGCUGAUCCAGACUGCCAGGGCUUUAACAGCCUAGGCUGUCUUAAACGGGAUGUAGCCCCAAUGUAUGCAGCUGCUGGACUAUGCACAUACAAAAAAGUAUGCCCAUAUGCUGCGGGGUAUAUUGCCAUCGCUGAAGCCGAAGUGAUAUCAUUAUCGGCAGCCGAUACGAGUACAAUGUUACGCGUAUGGCUGACUUUUGCAACUCUCGUUCUGAUUGUAUGGGGUUCAACAAUUUUGGUAGUUUUGGAUGGGCAAAGAGAACAGUGUCUACAUACACAGCAGCACCUGGAACAGGGAUGUGCCUCUACAAGAGAGGCCUUUUCGUGUAUGGCCCCUACUACACGUACCCUUGGCAAUCCGGCAAACCCAACAGCAGCGGGUAUCCUGUGUUUCCUGAUUCAAAUGCUACCUGGAUAUGGGGCUCUAACAAUGCGACAAAUGCUUCGUCAACGGCUGUUGCUUACUCGUUUUCGAAAGUGCUCGACGUCCCCAUCAACACUACUAUUAGAAUCUUUGCAUGGGUUGACAACCAAGCGGAUAUCUUUAUUGACGGGAGGUACGAAACAACGCUAGCCGGCGGCUGGGCACCCCUUGUGAACUGCCCGGGAUCCAUAACCUUGCAGCUGGCACCUGGCCGACAUGUGCUGACUCUGCGGUGCACCAACCACCCGGCAACGCCCAUCAACGCGGCCGGACUUCUUGUCUCCAUAGUGGAUGACAGGACUGGCAAAGUUCUCAUGCGCUCUGACACCUCGUGGGGUGUGAGUGAAAGCCCAACGUUAACGUAAAUGUUAUUCCUUAACAUGCACGUGAUUUCGACUGUUCGUUGCAUAGAAGACCACCUCUGUCCCAUCUCCUUCCAUAAAAAGUUGGUUUUUCACUGAUCAGCCGUUUUAUGGUGACAACUAACCCGCCCCUCUUAGAACGUUCUAUCUAUUGCUUGUAACAUGUGCGCAUAUCGUCCCAUGUUCAGUUGCAACUGUUGUAGGCUCUGCUGCUGCAGCUGCUACGUGGCUUUCGUCCUUCCAAGACUAUAACGCCUCCUGGAUUUGGUCAGCACCUGAUGCAGGAAAUUACGCGACCUCCACAGACUCUUCCGUGUUUUUAAAAUACUUCGAGGUUACCCAAGACACUCCGGCACGCUUGGAAGUUGCUGCUGACGAUGAGGCUCGGAUAUUCCUCGAUGGAGAAUACUUGGGCCCGGCAUACUGGCCGUCUUUGUUUGGCAUUAACCUUACAAUCAAGCCAGGGCUCCAUGUUCUUGCUAUGCAAGCCAUGAAUUACUAUCCAGUGGACGGUACUGUACAGUCAUACAAUCCUGCCGGUCUUCUUGUUUCACUGAAGAGCAAAGCAAACGGCCAGGUCAUCCUCCGCAGCGACAACUCCUGGACUGUAGUGAGCAGCAGGCAUGCUGCCUUGACAGGUAAGGAGCUUCCACUCAUCCAUUCGUUCUGAACACGGGGCCUUUCAGUUGCCCGGUCUAAUACCUUUCAUUACGUGGACACAGACUGCUCGGAGGUAUAUGGGUACCAGGCACUCCCUGACCGAGACCAUGAGAAUGAUAAUAUCCAACAGUUCGUCUUUACCGACCUUCAAGCGUUGGCCAAGGCUUGCACUGCUGACGUCCAAUGUAAAGGAUUCAAUGCUAAUGGGUACCUAAAAACAGCUGUAGAACCCAUGCACUUCUAUCGAGGAUGCUGUUACAUAAAGCUAAAACCAAGCCCGCCGCCGCCAUCACCGCCUCUGAACCCUCUGCCGCCGUCACCACACCCGCCCCAUCCACCUCCACCAUUAUCCCCACCGCCGUCACACCCCUCACCAAAACCACCUUCAGCCUCGCCAUCCUCGCCGUUCCCGCCUUCUCUCCCUCUCCCAUCACCCAACCUACCAACCCCGCACCAUCCUCCUCCCCUGCAGCCAACAACACAACUUCCUCUAAUAACACCCCUGCUGGCACCCCAAGUACCAUCAACCACAACAUCACCACCACCGCGUUUUCCUGACCCUUCUCCUUCCCAGCCGCCGCCAGCAUUAUUAGAUCUACAACCAAGGUCGUAUCCUCCAGCUUUCAAGCCGCUGUCGCCCUUGAUGUUGGCUUCAGCAAUUCCUAACAAGCCACCUUCACUGCCACUGUUACAACCCCAACUACCACAUCCCCCGCCAUCGUUAUCAACGCAACCUCGCCCAGCAUCUCUAAAGCCAUCAGGGUCAAGUCCUGAACCUUCAACUUCAUCAGUAACCCAAUCUUCAUUACUGAGCCCGGCUCAAGGGUAUUCUGGUAUACGAAUAUAUGUCCGAAGGUAGUUUGGAGAGCCAGCUGAAGGCAACGCAUCUUCCGGGAUCAGCCGGUGGUAAUAUGCUGGACUGGAAACAACGCGUGAGCAUCAUAUAUCAAGUUGCCAGCGCCCUUGAAGUUCUGCAUACAAACAGCCCGCCCAUCGUACACAGGGACCUCAAACCUGUCAACAUCCUCCUGGACAAGCAUGAUACUGCAAAGUUAGGAGACGUGGGCCUAGCACGGCUAUCAAGAAACAGCAAGGCAGGCACCGGGAUGGAAGCGGCAACUUCGAGCACACGGGAUUACCCGGAUCCGGUGUACGUUCAUAGCGGCAAUUAUGAGCCCUGCAGUGACAUCUACGCUCUCGGGAUGUGCAUGCUACGUGUUCUUACAGAUGACACAGGUAAAGGUCUUGCGCCUCGAGUUCGUGCUGCCCGAGCUAACCCCGCAACUGACGUUUUCAAAGACAUGGUGGAGAGCAGUGCUUGUGGCUGGCCACUAGCUAAGGCGCAGGAGUUUGCGGACCUGGCUCUGAAUUGUGCCGAUUACAAUGGCAAGGAACGACCAAAUAUAAAGGAUGUAAUCAGCGUAAUGCGGGAUGCGGGCUUCCACCAAUACACCAACGUCAACCGACAAGAAGCGGUGUCUGCCAGCAGUGACGCAGCACGGGACACAGUCGCAGCACGGGACACAAGUAGCUGGUGAAGAUUCAGUCGAACCCCGCGUGUAUUCUUAUGCCCUUUUACGCAGGUUGGGGGCCCACGUCUUCGCAGCUGACGGUUUCACGUAUGAACUGGUCAUCGAGGACUGGAUACGCAGCAGGUCGAACGUGCACCGCCCUGAUGACAAUUUUGCCGCUUGGGCACACCAACCUGAUGCCGAAGCUGGUCGUGCGCAGCGAGAUCGCAGUGUGGAAGGGGCGGCGAACGCAGCGUGGAUAGUCACUUGUUGCGCACGCAAUCGAAGAAGUCUUUAACGAGAUGCCAAGGCGUUGCAUGUAGAGUGCAGACCACGGCUUCCGGCUACCCCGCAUUGCUUUGAGCUGUGUACACGGCUUUCCUGAGUGGGAUGGCGACACAGGGUAUCCUUGGAAUGGAUGAUUCCCUAGGCAUGAUUUUAGGAGAGGAGAACCUGCCUAGUUGGGGCGGCUCGAGUCGGAAGCUAGGAAACUUGUUGAGGCUGCAAUUUUCUUGAAUAUGUAGCUGAUGUCCCCGUCUUGUAACGUGUCAAUUGCGCUGUCUAUCUGUCGUUGUUAGGAUAUGCAUGCAUGCUGUUUACGGGGGCGGAGAUGUGUCAGGUGUGCAUACCAGUGCAUUGGGGCUGGCAGCAGAGGAGGUCGCGUCGUAGGUCAGUCAUUCGGUCAUGGAUGGGUGAUGUAGGUGUGGAUCCAAUUAAAAAUACCAUCCAUUGGCAAUCUGGGUAAAUGGAGGUGAGCGCCUCUGGGCCAUGUCUAUUGGGGCUAAAUACUCGCAGGCAAGGUGUCAGUUGGGUUUAUACACUUGCUCACGGUAAGUCAAAUCGGACGAAACGUGAUGCGGUCAAGGGGGUCUCCAAGCUGCAUAUCAACCAAGUCCUAAGCAGCACGAUUGGUAGGCACAAGGCAUGCCGGUGGUUGCCUUCCCGAUUUAUUAGGCCCAGAAUAUUGAUCGACGGUUGAAGAGGCCUCCGGUGCUGUGUCCAAUUCGGUCAUAGAGGAACACUGUCUUAGGUGAGUGCGCGCAGGCCCCUUCAACAAGCAUAUGUGUGUGUGAUGUCUAAUCCUGCGCGGGUUUCUGACCCGACUUCUCCGGAUGAUUGUGCUCUCUGUUCCCUGCCCAGGUGUGUCAUAUGAUUUCCUUGCUGUCCCUUGAGACCUUGUAGAGUGAAGUGCUUGUGCCUUGGGUGGCGGCUGCGGAGGUGUUUCUUGUUGACGACUUGCCACCCCAUUCGCCGCCGGCUACUGAGGAUGAUGCUUGGCAGUUUUGGUUCCCCGCUUGGGGUGGCACUUACCUCAUGUCGGAGUUGUUCCUUUGCGGAACUCUCUGUUCAAAUGGCCGCGGUGAUCCAGCUUGGGUGCAUAUUUGAGAAGCGUGCUCUGUUGCAUUCGGUCUUUAUUCGGGAAGGUAUGGGGCCUCCUGCUACCCAAGAGCCUCCUGCGGGUAUUUUGGAUGGCCUUCGGGAUUCUUUCCAGUGCCUCCGGAGGGUUCGCUGGGAGAAUUGUCUUAAGGAGACGUUUUGACGGGAUUCCCUUGCUUCGGAAUUCUCAUAUGUCCCGGGCCUGUCGGACUUGUCCUGAGCGUUGUGGCUGUGGGUAUGUUGUUUUGCGGGAUGUCUCCAAGGUUGAAUUGUUUCUGGGCCUACCUGUCCUGUUGCCCAUGCUGUGCUCGGGCAGCUUGAGGUCGAGUUGGGCGCUGUAGUUCCUGCUGGGGCUGCUUUGAGGUUUGUUUGCCUCCAUAGGGCGUGCAGCAGUGUGUUUAGGAUGUUGUUGUCCUGGGUGCUUUGUCUGAUAUCGGUUUCUGCGGGCUCGUGUGCAUGAGUCUGGUUCUGCGGGUGUUGUGCCUGGGCUCCUGAUCAGGCUGCAAUCUCUGCGGUUUCAUGGUUUUGGGGGUCAGCUCCGGGGGCUCGCUUGUGUGGGUGUUCCCCGUCGGGGUCGGAUAAGAAGGGCCUGGAUGAGGUGGCUGGGCCCUUCUCAUCCAUUCUUGCGUGUUGGUGGUGGGCGGCUUUCUGUGUUCGGUUGAGUGUACUGUUUUGGCGCCGUUUGGGUCUGCGGGGUAGGGUGUCCUGCAGGGCUCCCCUGGCGUAUACACGCGCUGCUGUCUCCGUUCGGAUCCUGUUUUUUCGAGCGGCGUUUUUGUGGUUUGGUCUUCAGUGUGUGUUGGUGUUUUUGCUGUCUUGUUUACUUGUAGAGGCUUUGCUGAGGGGCCAUUUGUUGGCUUCUACCCUUGUUUGUACCUCAGUUGUCAGCUUUGGGUUCUAAUACUGUUUCCUGCUGGCCCGUUGUGGUGUUGUUUUAAGUGCGUGUUCCCUUCCUCUUGCGGUGUAGGAUUGGGUGCAUCACCCGCUGCAAUACGGGAUGUAGUUCACCGCGGCUAGUAACCUACGAUAGGUCAUAAGGCUAGUAACCUACGAUAGGUCAUAAGGUUAAGAUGCGUGCGCAAGCCAUGUAAAUGACGUGUGAAA
Molecule: messenger RNA, 7330 nt
Organism: Astrephomene gubernaculifera
Lineage: Eukaryota; Viridiplantae; Chlorophyta; Chlorophyceae; Chlamydomonadales; Astrephomenaceae
Source: the annotation of a GenBank genome assembly